This is a messenger RNA of Bufo bufo (common toad), 1024 nucleotides long. RefSeq names its product BTB/POZ domain-containing protein KCTD12-like. Gene Ontology annotation, biological process: protein homooligomerization; regulation of G protein-coupled receptor signaling pathway. The coding region runs from base 83 to 1024 and encodes 313 amino acids. The transcript has 3 exons. NCBI's taxonomy places the organism in Eukaryota, Metazoa, Chordata, Amphibia, Anura, Bufonidae. The record is from RefSeq and is a predicted model, not a curated record.
CCAAGAGACAGCAGAAACGCUAUUAAGCACACUGUGUAUUUUGGCUUCACAACAAAGAUAAUACAGAUUGCAUAAAAGGCACAUGGCUUUUCCAGACAAUACAAGUUGUUUGAAGCAAACAGAUGAAAAUCUCCUUUUUCCUGACAUAAUAGAAUUAAAUGUUGGUGGGCAAGUCUAUAUAACACGUUACCUUACAUUGGUUACCAUUCCUGGAUCACUGCUAUGGGAGAUGUUCUCACAGAAGACUGUCCAGACUUUGGCCAGGGAUAACAAAGGUCGUUUUUUCUUAGAUCGUGAUGGAUUUCUUUUUCGAUACGUGUUAGACUAUUUGAGAGACCAACAACUGUUUCUCCCUGAUCAUUUUCCUGAAAGAAGGCGACUUCAGAGAGAAGCUGAAUACUUUAAACUUCCAGAGUUAGUGAAAAUUCUAGUGGCAAAAGUCAGUAAACAAAACUGUAUUGGCGAUGAGACAUUUCAAAGUUAUGCUGAUACUAAUAUUGGAGUUGACAGGAAUCUGGCAUUUGUUAAUGCACUUGCAACAACUGCUGGAAAUCAGUCAACACUACCGGACCAGCAGUGCUAUGGUUUCAUCUCCAUUGGCUAUCAUGGCUCUUACACAUUGGGCAGAGAAAGUCAAACAGAUGCCAAAUUCAGAAGGGUGGCAAGAAUUAUGGUAUGUGGUAGGACCUCAUUAGCUAAAGAAGUUUUUGGUGAAACACUCAAUGAGAGUAAAGAUCCAUAUCGACCUCCUGAAACAUACACCUCAAGGUACUACCUCAAAUAUAAUUUUUUGGAACAAGCAUUUGAUAAGCUGGCAGAUGCUGGGUUUCAUAUGGUGGCCUGUAACUCUGCUGGAACAUCGGCCUUUGAUCAUACUGAUGACAAGAUCUGGACAUCUUACACUGAAUACAUUUUCUACCGUGCUCCAUGUACUAUAACAGAUGGUGACCAGAGAAAAAAGACACUAGUAAAAGCCAUUCAGAAAACAGGUAAAACAUUUGAGAAAAAUAUUACGGUGACCUAA